GGAAAAAAAGGCUGGUUUUUUUCGCCCCCUCCCAGCCAACGCCUAAGGCAGGACGUCCCUUGCAGAAAAUUAUUAAAGGCCGUCCGGAACAAGGGGCUGUCCGCAGGAGACAAACCUUUGGCUACGUCUCUUCCAGGUGGCAUCGGUCCUUCCUCCGUAGGCCGCCAUGACGGGCAUUCUGGGCAAGAUGAGAAAGCUGGGUAGCUCGGAUCUGGAGGAAUCCGAAACCGCGGACGAUCCCACGGACGGCGAAGACUCUGCAGCGGGAACCCCCAAGGGCACCAAACACGGCAUCUUUGCCAGACGGGCGCGGUUCGGGAUUGGCGACGGGGACAAGGACAUGGCUCCCAUGGAUUCCUUCUACCAUAUGGAGCAGCUGGACUCCAACCCCAUCAUCAAGUUCAGCUUUAGGCUGGAAAGAGGACGGUGUGGGAACCACUGUCCCAAGCUACUCUCCACCGCAUCCAUCGGAGUCUGCGCCGGGAAGGCGUUCAAGAUAUACGAUCGGAGGACUCUCUUCGAUGCCGUCGCACAAGGAGAUCCCAGCCAGCUGGAUGAUUUGCUGAUCUACCUGCUGGAAUCGCUAAAAAACCUGACCGAUGCGGAGUUUAAAGAGCCCGACACUGGCAAGACCUGCCUCCUGAAGGCCAUGCUCAACCUUCACAACGGCCGCAACGACACCAUCCCUCUCCUGCUGGAGAUCGCGGAGAAGACGGACAACCUGGAGGAGUUUGUCAACGCCGGAUACACGGAUGGCUAUUACAAGGGUCAGACGGCCCUCCACAUCGCCAUCGAGAGGCGCAACAUGUACCUGGUCAACCUCUUGGUGAAGAACGGGGCGGACAUCCACGCGAGAGCCCACGGCGAAUUUUUCCAGAAGAUCAAGGGGAAGCCGGGAUUUUAUUUCGGAGAGCUGCCCCUCUCUCUCGCCGCCUGCACCAACCAGCUGAACAUUGUCAAGUUCCUGCUGGAGAAUCCUUACCAGCCGGCCAACAUCGCCGAGCAGGAUUCAAUGGGCAACACCGUCCUCCACGCCCUGGUGGAGAUCGCCGACAACACCGACGACAACACCAAAUUUGUCACCAAGAUGUACAACGAUGUGCUCAUCCUCGGGGCGAGUAUCAACCCCACCCUCCGGCUGGAGGAACUGGCCAACCGCAGAGGGCUGACCCCGCUCACCCUGGCUGCAAAGACGGGGAAAAUACAGGUCUUCGCCUACAUCCUUCGGCGGGAAAUGAAGGAGCCGGAAUGCCGUCACCUCUCUCGCAAAUUCACCGAGUGGGCCUACGGACCCGUCCACUCCUCGCUUUAUGACCUCUCCAGCAUCGACACCUGUGAGAAGAACUCCGUCUUGGAGAUCAUCGCUUACAGUAGUGAGACUCCGAAUCGCCACGAAAUGCUCCUGGUGGAACCCCUCAACCAACUCCUGCAGGACAAGUGGGAUCGGUUUGUGAAGCACCUCUUCUACUUCAACUUCUUCAUCUACACCGUGCAUAUCCUUAUCCUCACCGUCGCGGCCUACUACCGACCCACCAAGAAAGAAGGGACGCCUCCGUUUACCUUUCACCACUCAAGUGGGGAAUACUUCCGGGUCACUGGAGAAAUCCUGAGCAUCUUGGGAGCCGCCUAUUUCUUCUUCCGAGGGAUCAAGUAUUUCCAGCAAAGGCGCCCGUCUCUGAAAGCCAUAUUUACCGAAUGCUACAGCGAGUUGCUUUUCUUCGUCCACUCGGUCCUCCUGCUGGGCUCGGCCAUCCUCUACUUCAGCAAGCAGGAAGUCUACGUGGUUCUGAUGGUUUUUGCACUGGCCCUGGGCUGGUCCAACCUCAUCUAUUACACUCGGGGCUUUCAGCAAAUGGGCAUCUAUUCCGUUAUGCUGGAGAAGAUGAUGCUACGAGAUCUGGGCCGCUUUAUCAUGGUUUACCUGCUCUUCCACCUGGGAUUUUCGACAGCGGUGGUGACCCUUAUCGAGGAAGACAACGAGGGGCGUCCGGAGAUCCCUCAGCCAACGGAGGCCUGCCCAUGUCCCUUGAAGGCCCGUCCCUCCUACAACAACCUCUACACCACCUGCCUGGAACUGUUCAAAUUUACCAUCGGGAUGGGCGACCUGGAGUUCACCGAGAACUACCGCUUCAAGUCCAUCUUCAUCAUCCUCUUGCUCAUUUACGUGGUCCUUACCUACAUCCUGCUCCUGAACAUGCUCAUCGCCCUCAUGGGCGAAACCGUCAACAAGAUCGCGCAGGAGAGCAAAAGUAUCUGGAAGCUGCAGCGAACCAUCACCAUUUUAAACAUCGAGAACAGCUACUGGAAUUGCAUCAUUAACUCUUUCCGAUCCGGGAAACGAGUUUUGGUGGGGACCACUCCAGAUGGCAAGGAGGAUUAUCGCUGGUGCUUUCGCGUGGACGAGGUGAAUUGGUCCACGUGGAACACCAACCUCAGCAUCAUCAACGAAGACCCCGGAGGACACGCGGAAGAGCUGAAACGCAACCUCAGUUUUUCUUUCAAAUCCGGCCGAGUUUCGGGGAAAAACUGGAAGACCUUGGUGCCGAUUCUAAGAGACGGGAAACGAGAAGGAUCCCUCAAACCGAUUUCCGAGGAUUAUGCUGAAUCCGACGAGCAAGACAUCCGGAAGAAGUCCCUGCCCAAUCCUGUCUUGUAAUCGUUCGGAUGGAAGAUGCGCAUUCGUGGCGCAAUGCUUGCACAUUGGAGGUCAUUCUCUUCUUCCGGGAGCAUCAUAUCAUCAGAUCUCAUCCAUAUCGAAUGUCUCGAUUAUUUAUCUCCAGCCGUCUUAGCUUCGUCGCACCCGUCUGUUUGUGUCAUUCGUUUCAGUAUUUUUCAAAGUCACCGAAGGAAAUUUGCAAGUUGCAUUAAGUUCGCAACCUGAGCAACUUUUAAGAUGUGCGAACUUCGACUCCCAGAAUUCCCCAGCCAGCAUGAGGAACUGAAGCUGGGAAUUCUGGGAAUUGAAGCCCACACACAUUGCCAAGGUUGGAAAACCUCUGCAUGAAUCCAUCAACAAACACCCUGAAAAACAUCAUUUCAAUGUGACUCAUUGUAAGUUCAAUGUAAUAAUGAUUCAAAAGCUUACUAAAAAAUAUCAUCUUAUUGCUUGCAUUAUAGUCCUCAGCCCCUUUGUCCUGAAUGGACUUUACUCAGUGGUGGGUUUCAAAUUUUUCUACUACCAGUUCUGUGGGCAUGGCUUGGUGGCCAUGUUUUGGUGGGCGUGGCUUGGUGGGCCUGGCUUGGUAGGCGUGGCAGGAUACUGUAAAAUCUCCAUUCCCUCCCCAAUCCAGGGGAAGGAUACUGCAAAAUCCCCAUUUCCUCCCAAUCAGCUGGGACUUGGGAGGCAGAGAAUAGAUGGGGGCGGGGCCAAUCAGAAUUUUUACUACCGGUUCUCCAAACUACUCAAAAUUUUCACUACCGAUUCUCCAGAACUGGUCAGAACCUGCUGAAACCCACCUCUGGCUUCAGGCAGUUCGCACCUAUUCGGGAGAACCGGUUGUUAACUUUCUAAGCAGUUCGGAGAACCGGUUAUCGGAAGAAAUCUCAUUUUGUUUUUUUCCCACUUUACAGGGCUAAUCCUGUAAGGAAGGCAGGAAGGAAACAUUCUGGUGGUAUUCCUAGCCUUAUCUUUAUUGCCCUGCUUACAGAAACUGCCUCUCGGCUUAACCCGUAUUACAUUGUAACAGCUAAGCCGAAGCGCCCAUCGAAGUGAGUGAUGUUGAGUUGGCCACACCCACAUGGUCACAUGACCACUGAGCCACGCCUAUCCAGCUGGUCAUUAGGGCAGAGAACCGGUUGUUAAAUUAUUUGAAUCUCACCAUUGGCUUUACUCAGUGAUAAAUCGUACAGUGUAAGAAAGGGAAAAGAGACAAUGUCUUCACUAUAGCAAUUGCGAGAUGGGUCUAGGUGUCUUGAUAGAUUACCACUUAAAUAUGAGCAAGUUGUGUGCUGCAGCAGCUGAAAAAGCCAACACAGUUCUGGGCUGCAUAAACAGAGGGAUAGAAUCAAGAUCACGUGAAGGGUUAAUACCACUUUAUAAGGCCUUGGUAAGGCCACCCUUGGAAUAUUGCAUUCAGUUUUGGUCACCACGACGUAAAAAAGAUGUUGAGACUCUAGAAAGAGUGCAGAGAAGAGCAACCAAGAGGUUUGGGGGGGCUGGAGGUUAAAACUUAUAAAGAACGGUUGCAAGAAUUGGGCAUGGCUAGUAUUUGAGGGGCUGCUGCAGAGAGGAAGGGGGUCAAGCUAUUUUCCAAGGCACCCGAAGGCCAGACAAGGAAUAAUGGAUGGAAACUGAACAAGAAGAGAUUCAACCUGGAAAUAAGGAGACAUUUUCUGACAGUGAGAACAAUCAACCGAUGGAAUAGAAGUUACCUUCAGAAGUUGUGGGAGCUUCAUCACUGGAAGCUUUCAAGAAGAGACUCGACUGCCUUCUGUCAAAAAUGGUGUAGGGUCUCCUGCUUGGGCGGGGGAUUGGACUAGAUAACCUCCAAGGUCCCUUCCAACCCUAGGCUUCUACGUUCUAUGGAAAUUCAGAGAUAAUUCAAGAUCUAAAAUGGACAGCUAACAUCAAAAACAUCAUCAAAAAAGGACAACAGAGAAUGUUCUUUCUGCGCCAACUCAGAAAGCUCAAACUGCCCAAGGAGCUGCUGAUUCAGUUCUACAGAGGAAUUAUUGAGUCUGCCAUUUGCAUCUCUAUAACUGUCUGGUUCGGUUCUGCAACCCAACAAGAAAGACACAGACUUCAGAGGAUCAUUAGAACUGCAGAAAAAAUAAUGGCUACCAACCUGCCUUCCAUUGAGGACCUGUAUACUGCACGAAUCAAGAAGAGGGCCGUGAAAAUAUUUACAGACCCCUCACAUCCAGGACAUAAACUGUUUCAACUCCUACCCUCAAAACGAAGCUAUAGAGCACUGCACACCAGAACAACUAGACACAAGAACAGUUUUUUCCCGAAGGCCAUCACUCUGCUAAACAAAUAAUUCCCUCAACACUGUCAAACUAUUUACUAAAUCUGCGCUACUAUUAAUCUUCUAAUCGUUCCCAUCACCCAUCUCCUUCCACUUAUGACUGUAUGACUGUAACUUUGUUGCUGGCAAUCCUUAUGAUUUAUAUUGAUAUUGAUUGUUCCUGAUUGCUUAUUUGUACCCUAUGAUAUUCAUUAAGUGUUGCAUCAUUAAAUAUUAAAUUGUACCCUAUGAC
This is a messenger RNA of Ahaetulla prasina, 5199 nucleotides long. Its product is annotated as transient receptor potential cation channel subfamily V member 1-like. Gene Ontology annotation, molecular function: calcium channel activity; protein binding. Gene Ontology annotation, biological process: calcium ion import across plasma membrane. The transcript is spliced from 17 exons. Gene Ontology annotation, cellular component: membrane. Bases 167 to 2656 code for a protein of 829 amino acids. NCBI's taxonomy places the organism in Eukaryota, Metazoa, Chordata, Lepidosauria, Squamata, Colubridae. The record is from RefSeq and is a predicted model, not a curated record.